CCCAGCCCACCUUCGCCGCCCCCCGCCCCAUUGUGGCCCUCCGCCGUCAAAUCGAUGGGUGAAUCCCACUGGUUCCGGGGCUGUGUCGAGCCCAGCUCCCCGAAGCCCGCCGUCCGCAAGUCGAGGGGGAGGGACGGGUAGCAAGUAUUGUAGGGGGCAAGGCGGCAGCCGCGGUUAUCCCCAACCAGGACGGCGGGACGGAGGAGGUAGACGGGGAAGGUGGAGUCCAAACAGUUGCAGACCACCAAUCGACGCGCAGCGCACACCAAGGUCAGGCGUUCGCAGUUGCUCACCCGGACCAGGCCCGCCACCGCCCCAAGGACGAUGGUGCUAUCCGUGCACGCGGCGAUAUGCGCGCUCUCGAUCGGUCCCAGCAGGUACACGUUGGCGUCGUGGCAGGCUUGGACGUGGACGCGC
Nannochloropsis gaditana CCMP526 is the source of this 417-nucleotide messenger RNA. RefSeq names its product tubulin binding cofactor c domain-containing protein. The record is from RefSeq and is a predicted model, not a curated record. The transcript has a single exon. The annotation marks the transcript as partial.